AGCUCUUCAGUUCUUUUCGAGCUCCCUUCUAUUCACUCAGGGUCAGGUGCUGGUUGCCUACCCAUAUUCGUUUUUCUGACAUAUCAAUUCAACACACCUCAGCAUCAUCAUGAAGCCGGCUUCGUUCAUCCUCUUCCUGUCUACCAUUGCCGCGUCUGCAAUGGCCCUGUCUGCAGCAAACAAUGUCCACAGUCCAGCUGCAACUCCUCAAGAUUCUCGUGCUCGUCCCGUCGUAGGCGUCACUCAGAAAGUCGUCGACGAGCUCAAUGCAAGCCUUGGGAGGGAUGAACGUAUCGCUCGUGCUUAUUCGGACUCUGUAUUUGUUCGAGAUGGCUCCGACACGAUCACAGACCAAUCGGGUGCUCUCAACCUUGGUCAUCUCGCCGAAAGCAUCCUUAACGUCGUUAGUAGCUUUCUGAAGAGAGACGAGAACACCGCUCGCUCCUACGUCGAAUCCCUCAUUGCACGGGAUGAGACCAAAUCCGGUUUCGCUGAUCAAUCGGGUGCUUUCACGAAUCAACUUCCUAAAAACCUUCAGGAGAUCCUUCCGCAACUCAUAGAAGAAGGCAUAUUUGAACGCGUCUCCCGUGCCUACAUGGACUCCUCUGAAUCUGGAGGGGUGUAUGCUAGAGGUCUUGAUGCCUACGUUCGUAGUCUCGAGGAGCUCUACGCUAGAGAUUUUAUGAAUCAACUGCUUCGUCGUAGUCUGUAUGAAUUGGAUUGAAGGAUGGAGUGAGGCAUCAGUACUUAGAAAUAUGUCGUGGAUCGAGUUGACUUUGACCGACACUGCGAUACUGCCUUCGAUAUUGGCUACCCUGUGUGGUCACUGCAAUUGAUGCAGCGAAGAAUCCGCAGGAAUUGAAUUCAAGGACGGCUAAUGUA
Somion occarium is the source of this 882-nucleotide messenger RNA. The record is from the annotation of a GenBank genome assembly. NCBI's taxonomy places the organism in Eukaryota, Fungi, Basidiomycota, Agaricomycetes, Polyporales, Cerrenaceae.